Tarenaya hassleriana is the source of this 2696-nucleotide messenger RNA. Its product is annotated as probable serine/threonine-protein kinase At1g54610. Gene Ontology annotation, biological process: positive regulation of transcription elongation by RNA polymerase II; protein phosphorylation. NCBI's taxonomy places the organism in Eukaryota, Viridiplantae, Streptophyta, Magnoliopsida, Brassicales, Cleomaceae. The record is from RefSeq and is a predicted model, not a curated record. Gene Ontology annotation, cellular component: cyclin-dependent protein kinase holoenzyme complex; nucleus. Gene Ontology annotation, molecular function: cyclin-dependent protein serine/threonine kinase activity; ATP binding; RNA polymerase II CTD heptapeptide repeat kinase activity. The coding region runs from base 357 to 1982 and encodes 541 amino acids. The transcript is spliced from 6 exons.
AUAAAGCAUUUUGCCACCAUAUAUGAUUAUAUAACCAAUCAAUUAAUAGAGAAAUGAAUAUAACGAAUUUAAUUCCACGUGUCAUAAGAUUUUGUUGAUAUCAAAGUCCAACCGCUAAUUAAGAGUGAACUGAUCGAUUAACCUUCAUAACUAAAUUCAUUCAUAUCAAGAUCCUUAGUGUUCUCUCGAAGAAAGCUCGACACGAGUUGUCGUCCUCGUCGAUUAUGGCGAUGUGGGAUUCCUCAUGCCAUCAACUUUUAUUUUAUUUUUUUUCACUUUAAUCGCCAUCUCUUUUCCUGAUCUUUCGAUAUUCUCUGCGUAUGGAGUUUAUGUAAUGAGAUGUGUGGGAGAACGAUAUGGGUUGCUUAGUUUCCAAGCCAGAUCGCUCCGAUGAGAAGCCGCCGCGAAAAAGGUCGCCGGAAAAAGGCCCGUCGUGGAUGCACUCGUCGGGAACAAUGGGUGGUCGGAUUCAGGCCAGGAAGAUUCCAGAAAUGUCCGAAACUGGUGAUCAGAAUUAUCAAGUGCUGUUGGGUCCUACUCCAAAGGAGCCGAGAAGAGAGGAGAGCGUUGUUCUUCUUGAUGCUCAUCGGGGUUCGCCGGAGGCGGCGGCUGCGGCGGUGGGAUGGCCGGAAUGGCUGGUCUCCGUCGCCGGAGAGGCUCUCGCCGGAUGGGUUCCUCGCCGUGAGAGUCACUUCGUGAAGCUGCACCAAAUUGGCCGGGGAACGUUCAGUAGCGUCUUCAAGGCUCGGGAUCUUCUCGAUGAGAAGAUCGUGGCGUUGAAAAAGGUUCGGUUCGAUACAAACGAUUCAGAAAGCAUCAAGAUUAUUGCCAGAGAGAUCAUAAUCUUGCGGAAACUCGAUCAUCCAAAUAUAAUCAAACUGGAAGGAGUGAUGGUUUCCCAAGAUUCGUCCAGCAUCUACCUCGUUUUCGAGUACAUGGAUCAUGACCUGGCAGGAUUUUCUUCAUUACACGGCGCCGAGUUUUCAGAGCCGCAGGUUAAAUGUUACAUGAAACAGCUUCUAACCGGCCUUGAUCACUGUCAUAGUCACCACAUUCUCCAUCGCGAUAUCAAGAGCUCGAAUAUUCUGAUAGACGGUAAUGGAAUCUUGAAGAUUGCAGAUUUCGGGUUAGCUACGUUUUUCGAUCCCAAGAACAGUGUUCCAUUGACUACCCACGUCGUUACUCUUUGGUACCGAGCCCCCGAGCUUUUGCUCGGAGCCUUUCAUUAUGAUGUAGGGGUCGAUCUCUGGAGCACAGGCUGCGUAUUAGGCGAGCUAUACGCUGGAAAACCUAUUCUCCCUGGAAAAUCUGAGGCAGAGCAACUGCAUAAGAUAUUCGAGUUAUGCGGGUCGCCAUCAGAGGAUUACUGGAGGAAACUGAAGCUGCCGUUUUCAACAGCUUUCAGACCAACGUUUCCAUACGGACCGAGAAUCGCAGAGACGUUCAAGAACUUUCCAGCUCCGGUUAUUUCGCUUCUCGAGACCUUGCUCUCGAUAGAUCCUGAUUCUCGGGGCACUGCAGCUAGUGCUCUAGAGAGCGAGGGGCAGUACUUCAGAACAGAACCAUUCCCUUGUGAUCCAUCUUGUCUACCGAAAUACCCUCCCAGCAAGGAGAUCGAUGCUGAAAUGCGCGGAAAAGGAGCAAGAAAACAAGAUUCUCAAACUAGAAGAGUAGCCAAACCUCCAUCUGUAGCUGAUGCAUCAUCUUUCGCGACGCCAACGCAGGAACAGGUUCAGGACUCGGAUAAGAGAUACGAUGAUUCUAACUCGUUCAAGGAAGACAGGACUUGUACUACUCCAGAUUCUUCUGCAACAGAAAUGCAACCCGUUAAGAACAAGAACAUCAACGAUGAAACCGAGGUGAAUAUCUUCCACUCCAAUGGAAAUCUGAGAAGAACACCCAUAACUGUGAAGGAAUUAGCAUUAACAAGGACAGUACACCCUCUUCUCCGAGGUGAGAAUGCAUCAUCAGCCAGAGACUGAACAGGGGAACAAACGCAUGGGAAAGCUUCCAGUUCGUCAAAUGGGUUUGCCUGAUUCGUUUCUGAAAUCUCGUGAUUCGACCCUGUUCUCGGUUGAAUCCGACAUCUGCAGUUUCGGAGUGAUGUUCUUGGAGAUCAUAUGUGGUCGGGAGAACAGAGGAGAUGCUUCAACAAAUGGCUCACAACACUUGCCUGCAUCUGUUUCUGCUAGGUGAUCCAGUGUUUGUGUUCAUCUUCUGGACAGUGGAUAGUUUCUUUGGUCAUAGAUACAUCUUGUUCAUGUUUGAUGUUUUUUGUCCACUCAUUUUUAAGAACCAAAAAGGAAAUAAAAAACAGAGAGACCCUUAACUCAAAUGUCUAACAGUCGAACCGGUUGGGUAAUGGUCUUAACCGGAAUCGAGUCUAGGGUCUUGUGUACGACCGUCCGGUGCGUGCUUAUCCGAAGCCGAUUGGGACCGAAUAAGACGGCCCCUUUGAGCCUCUCGUCAGCUUUUUUCGAAGACACAUUCCUGCAAUGUGGAAAUACGAUGCCACGUGGCACUAUCCCCUCUUGUCACAGAAGUCUGGAAUGUGAAGCAACGACCCUUUAACCCGCUUCGGUGAUUGUUUAACCCUACACGCUUCAAGAACCCUCAAAUUCCGGGAAGAAAUUGGGGACAAAAGAAAAGAGAGCAAAAUCAAAGCGAAAGCAAAAGCAAAUCGAUUUGGGUUUAAA